This is a messenger RNA of Saccostrea echinata, 2538 nucleotides long. RefSeq lists its product as uncharacterized. The transcript has 8 exons. Lineage: Eukaryota; Metazoa; Mollusca; Bivalvia; Ostreida; Ostreidae. The record is from RefSeq and is a predicted model, not a curated record. The coding region runs from base 1 to 1968 and encodes 655 amino acids.
AUGACAUUAAUAUACCCUUCUACUAAAAAUUUAUAUGAAGAAAAACUGAUCCGAAAUAUACAAGCAAACAAACCAAUUGUAAUUAAAACAUUAAUUUCCUCUCGAACAUCGUUAAAAUGUUGGUAUAAAUGUUAUAACACAUGGUGUUCUAACAAAUUUAUUGUCCCCUCUGUUGCCCUUUUACAGUCACAGUAUAUUGUAGCCAUUCCUAAUUCUCCUCUGUUACAAGACAAUGGGAUCAUUGAAUGUGUUGUGGUAACCAUAUUUGAUAACACGUCAUUUGCCAUUCCCCAGCUAAACUAUUCCAAAGAAAAUGUACCAAGACUACAUCAAACGACAGUUUCUGCUUUCAAUUUUGAGCAAAAAGGACCAGUUUUUAUUACAGCUAGUCACGUGAUUUCUGUUCAGUGUUACCGAAGAAAUGGCAGCGAUUAUUUCAUACUAAGUCUUUUACCUGCAGAAGGAAUGGAAUAUAGUCUUACGAAGUCGGAAAAAUUUAAUGAAGAAUUAUUUAUUAUGGCCACAGAUGAUAAUACCGUUUUGAAUGUUACCAGCAUGGAUUCAGAACGUUACACUAAACAUUUUUUACUUAAAACAGGAGGAAAGUUAACGCGUUUUGAGUGGAGUAAUACAAACUCUUCAUUAUCAAUAACUGCCAACAAAUCAAUCAUUGUAUUAGCCUACAUUAUGAUCAACAAUUCUCUUCGCAUUGUUCCAAAGCUCGAACCUUAUGGCGCAAAUUUAGUGUAUGUACCAGUUGCGUCACGUUCACCUAUUAAUCUCAGUAACUGGCCACUGCGUCGCAAUAUUAACAUAUCAAAGAGAAAAUUUCCAACUAUAACAUACCAAAUUCCUGGGGAUGGUAUAGAUAAUGAUCAGGACGGAUUAACUGACGAAGAAUAUUGUGGUUUUCUUUGGAACGACAACGACAUUACCGACAUUGAUUUAGACGGAUCUGUCAAUGAGGAUUGUAAAGGAUGCAGAGCUGGUGAAAAACUACUUCCCUUAUUUGUGUGUGAAGAAUGCGACUUUGGUACAUUUCGAGAGAAUUCUUCUAGGAUCGACGAAUGUAUAUCUUGCAACGAUAGUUUCACAACUUUUUACAGAGGGAGCAUCGUUUCAGAAGACUGUGUUCCUAUUUGCAGUGAAGGAAUGCAGCUAAAUAAUGCAACAAAGGAGUGUGAACUGUGUCCGGUUGGAUACUAUAAAAAUUUGACAGCAGUUGAUACAGAUCUGGAUGUCGCGGGGCGAUUUUGGUGCAAGAAAUGUCCAAAAGGUUUGACGACUUAUACUGUCGGAACCAGCUCGGUGAAAAAUUGCAUAGAACACUGUGUAGAAGGACAGUAUUUGUUAAAUGGAACUUGCCUGCCAUGCCAAAUAGGAUUUUACAAAAAUACAUCAAGCAAUAAUAUCUCCCUUCACGAAGAUCUUAGAUGGAACUGUACUCGAUGUCCGAAGGGAUACACUACUUUGUCGACAGGGUCUAGCAAUUGUACAAAAUUAUGCAAGAAAGGAGAGGAAUUCAAUGGGACGACAGGAUUAUGUCAACCUUGUGCCGUUGGAUUUUACAAGAAUAUAAGUGGUAAUCAGCUUAGUUGCUAUCAGUGUCCUGAAAAUCAUACGACAAGAGCCACCGGUAAAUCAUCUUUAAAAGACUGCAAACGCGCUAAAUGUCAAUGUCCAUGUGACAGAGUUCAUAAGAUAAAAAAUUACACAAGUGAAGAACUGGGAGAAGUCAUAGAACAGAUGAAGAAGGAACUUACCGUCAACAGGGAACAACUGUCCAAUAACGUCAGAAAAAGAAUCAGUAUAAUGGACAGACGCCCAUCAGCUACGUCACUUGGAUCAAUUGGCAUCGUCAUUAUCACCUUUAUUUUUGCCGUUCUGAUUGCAUUUGAUAUUGUGACCUUGAAAGAACAUAUUUCUAUGUUUUUUCAUAGUAUUGUGGAAUGUUUUCAAAGAAAUUAGAUGUGAAAUUGAGUAGUUGAGGAUUAAACUAAAAUCUCACGAUAGGCUAAAGAUUAUAAUAUCCUUUGCAUUCCUCGGUAAAUAAAUAAAGGGUGUGAUCUUGGUAAUUGGGUGAUGACAUUUAAAUAGGCAAUAAUAUACUUUUUUACAAUUUAAAAAUUUCUCAAUGUAUUUCACAGAUGCAUGUAGAAAGGCAUAAGCAUUUGGAGGGAUUGCCACCAACUAAAAAUAUAUAAAGUCUUCGUAGGAUAAGGAUAAUUUAAUUAUAUUUUCAUCAAUUUGAUUUUGCUUGUUCAGUUUGUAUCCCAUCCUUAUAACUCAGAGCAAUCAAUGUUAUUUGCUAGCAAUCAAUGUUAUUUGCUAGUUUCCGAUUAGAACGAAAAACACUUAAUAUAAGAUUUAUGAUGAUGUUGUUUAUAAUCUUGUAAACCUUGCCUUAACAUGUGUACUUACGACGAAAAAAUGAGCUGAGAAUUUGUGAGUUAUGUGAAACUUCUCCAUAAUGCAUCUUAUAAGGAAAUGGAUUGAUUGUAUAUUGUUGAACGUCCAACUCGAGAAUUUUUCACUCAU